Messenger RNA from Drosophila eugracilis, 248 nucleotides. RefSeq lists its product as uncharacterized. The transcript has 2 exons. NCBI's taxonomy places the organism in Eukaryota, Metazoa, Arthropoda, Insecta, Diptera, Drosophilidae. The coding region runs from base 2 to 193 and encodes 63 amino acids. The record is from RefSeq and is a predicted model, not a curated record.
GAUGAAGUUGAUGGUUGUUCUCUUUGCCAUGCUGGCUGUUGUCGCGAUGGCUGCCCUGCCAGUCUUCGGAAAUGUUAUUCCACAAUGUCCACCCGUUGAGACAGCCGCUCAAGGCGGUAGCUACCCAAUCACGGAUCUAAGGCGAAACGCCCAGAACAGACCUGUAAAUUAUAAUCUCGGAAGGCGAUACUAAAAAAGCUGACAAUGAAAAGAUUGAAAGGGCAAAUAAAACAAAUUUAAUUCACAAC